AUGAGGCAGCGUGUCCAGGGAGCCAUGAGGCAGCGUGUGCAGGGAGCCAUGAGGCAGCGUGUGCAGGGAGCCAUGAGGCAGCGUGUGCAGGGAGCCAUGAGGCAGCGUGUGCAGGGAGCCAUGAGGCAGCGUGUGCAGGGAGCCAUGAGGCAGCGUGUGCAGGGAGCCAUGAGGCAGCGUGUGCAGGGAGCCAUGAGGCAGCGUGUGCAGGGAGCCAUGAGGCAGCGUGUGCAGGGAGCCAUGAGGCAGCGUGUGCAGGGAGCCAUGAGGCAGCGUGUGCAGGGAGCCAUGAGGCAGCGUGUGCAGGGAGCCAUGAGGCAGCGUGUGCAGGGAGCCAUGAGGCAGCGUGUGCAGGGAGUCAAGAAGAUUCUCUCUGAUUUCUCAUGCCCGUGUGCAGGGAGCCAUGAGGCGGCGGGUACUGGCAGGGCUGAUGAAGGAG
Closterium sp. Yama58-4 is the source of this 439-nucleotide messenger RNA. NCBI's taxonomy places the organism in Eukaryota, Viridiplantae, Streptophyta, Zygnematophyceae, Desmidiales, Closteriaceae. The record is from the annotation of a GenBank genome assembly.